Messenger RNA from Rhodofomes roseus, 1383 nucleotides. Its product is annotated as ankyrin. The transcript is spliced from 4 exons. Gene Ontology annotation, molecular function: protein binding. The record is from RefSeq and is a predicted model, not a curated record. NCBI's taxonomy places the organism in Eukaryota, Fungi, Basidiomycota, Agaricomycetes, Polyporales, Fomitopsidaceae. The coding region runs from base 94 to 1383 and encodes 429 amino acids.
GACUUGUCGGAGGCUCCCAUCUCCUCGAUCGACGCGCCCUCUUCUCAUUGAGUCUCCUGCGACCAUUGGCCUGAUCACACUUUUGUUCACCCAAUGGUCAUGCUGAGCUUCGACGCGUCCGACAAUGAGCGCGGCGCGGAUGGCAAUGGUGGCUAUGACGUCCAUCCGGAGAUGAUGGCCAUCCUCAAUCGGACGACUGGUUUCAUCAAGGACGACGACGUCGGGAAGAGGUUCCGACAUCUCUACCGAGGAGGCACUCUCAAGCAGGACCCGAGUAAGCUUAAGCAAUUCGCGUUCGAUUGUUUCUUCGGCCAGAUCGCCAAGGUUAAGCGGGCAGUCGAGAGCGGGCAGGCUCCUGACCUCACAGGGACAGAGACGCCGUACAAGUUCGGGUACUGCACUCUCGUCAUCGCCGGAGGCCAACGAGGCGCCGCGGCCUUCCCAGGUGCAGACCACGCCGCGACUCUGAAGUUCCUCAUCUCCAGCGGGGUACCCAUGGACUCCUGCGACAUAGCUGGCCUCACCGCACUCCAUCACGCCACCCAGAGCACGGAUGGGCCGACACUUGCACUCGUCCGCAUCCUCCUUGAGUCUGGUGCAAACGUCAACCUCCAGAACCGGUACGGCGAGAUCCCCCUACUGUGCAGCUUCCAUAUGGCCGAUGUGCGCCUCGUGGAGCUGUUCAUGGAGUUCGGCGCAGACCUCGACAUACCGAGCGCAGACGGUACGACAGGGCGCAUGAUCUUCGUAAACAUAGGCCCAGCGGUCACUGCGGCAAUCACGAAGUGGAUCAGGAAGAGGAGUGGGGAGCGCAAGCCUCUCGACGGGAAGUCAUGCGCGAAGUGCGGGGAGGCGGAUGUUGCACUCAAGAUAUGCAAAAAGUGUCACGCAGCGAAGUACUGUUCGCCGGAAUGCCAGAGAGAAGACUGGCCGACGCACAAGCAGACGUGCACGCCGUUUGACGGGGUGACGUCCGUGACCGUCCGGCCGACAUACCGCGAUAUCGGCACGCUCAUGUCUCCCUUGGAACUCACGCGCCAAGCCAUGAACCUUCCAGCGAUCCCGCGCCCCCGCGCGCACUACCGCAGCGUGCACACGCCACACGUGGAGCCCGACCAGCCGAAGGCGAUGGUCGUCAAAGUGCAGGUACCGUACCUGGGUGGGCCGGUAAAGCAGGGCGGGCCGCUGCUCAUGUAUAACAAGAAGCGCAGUCUGGUGUGUACACUGGAGGUCGCCGGUAACGAAACGGCAUAUGCGCGCAUCGCGGAGACCGUCUGGACGAAGGGUGUUAACGGCGCGAAGGCGUACUUCCCUGCGGAGCUGAACAGCCAGGACGAACUGGUCAUCAAGGUCGGCGAAGUCUUGGCUGAGCAGUCCUUCUGA